Molecule: messenger RNA, 1200 nt
Organism: Corylus avellana
Lineage: Eukaryota; Viridiplantae; Streptophyta; Magnoliopsida; Fagales; Betulaceae
Product: defective in cullin neddylation protein
Biological process (GO): protein neddylation
Cellular component (GO): ubiquitin ligase complex
Molecular function (GO): ubiquitin conjugating enzyme binding; ubiquitin-like protein binding; cullin family protein binding
Source: RefSeq, a predicted model, not a curated record
AACACGCCAGAUCCCCCACCGAGUGAACAAAAAGCAGACAACACAAGACCCAUUUCUCUCCCUACUGCUUCUUUGUCGUACGGGAAACGUCUGUGUCUUCGGCUCCCAGAGCUGGGGUUUCAUCCAAAGCACCUCCAAAAUGCACAAAUUGGGUAGAGGCCACCGUGACAAACUCCAGCAGUUUAUGACAAUCACUGGCUCGAGUGAAAAAGUUGCCCUUCAGACUUUAAAAGCCAGUGAUUGGCAUCUUGAAGGAGCAUUUGAUGUAUUCUACAGCCAACCCCAGGUCAAAACCUUUACUGACUCUAGACAUUUGGAGGAGCUCUUCAAUAGAUAUAAAGAUCCAUAUAGUGAUAUGAUACUGGUUGAUGGUAUAACUCUUCUUUGCAAUGAUAUUCAGGUGGAUCCGCAAGAUAUAGUUAUGUUAGUUGUUUCUUGGCACAUGAAGGCUGCCACCAUGUGUGAAUUUUCCAAGCAGGAGUUUAUGGGUGGACUGCAAGCGCUAGGGAUAGAUUCUUUGGAGAAGUUCCGCGAAAGGAUACCAUUUAUGCGCUCUGAGCUGAAAGAUGAACAAAAGUUCCGUGAGAUAUAUAACUUUGCAUUUGGCUGGGCAAAAGAAAAGGGUCAGAAAUCUUUAGCAUUGGAUACAGCUAUUGGAAUGUGGCAAUUACUGUUUGCUGAAAAGCAGUGGCCGUUGGUUGAUCACUGGUGCCAGUUCUUACAGGCUCGGCAUAAUAAAGCAAUAUCUAGGGACACAUGGUCUCAACUUUUGGAGUUUGCAAGGAUGGUGGACCCGACAUUAUCAAACUAUGAUGCCGAAGGUGCGUGGCCUUAUCUUAUUGAUGAAUUUGUCGAAUACUUGAAUGAGAAUGGCAUCAUGGAAAAUGGUGAGUUGAAUGAUUUGAGCCAAAAACGAUGAUGGGGGUGCUGGAAUGGUGACUUGGAGGUGCUUUAUCAUCUUUGUUUAGUGGUUUGAAUUGAGAUGUUCUAUGACUGGACUUUGUUUUAUCUUAAAAAAUGAGAAGCCAUGGUUUCUGGUUCAACCUUUGUCUUAGACUGGCAAUUCAUAUGCUAUUUUUAUAGUUAAUGGGGACUGUUGAUGUGGUAUAUGCAUUUUCCUGUGAAGUGACAAUAGCAUACGGUGUUUGUAAUGAACCUUUCUAUUUUAGUGUAAUUUUUCUAAUAUUGUUUGAUUAUAAA